Molecule: messenger RNA, 258 nt
Organism: Podospora anserina S mat+
Lineage: Eukaryota; Fungi; Ascomycota; Sordariomycetes; Sordariales; Podosporaceae
Exons: 2
Coding region: 1-258 (85 amino acids)
Source: RefSeq, a predicted model, not a curated record
AUGGCUCCCUCUCACAGCGAAGUAUCCAACCGUCCCAAGAACGAGAACGACCACCUAGAAACAGGUCAGCAAAUUGCCCACGGCUCCGCCGGCGACCAGAAUCUCUCCCCGAAGGUCGCCCGUGCAGAUAAGCAGGCUCCUGCGCCUGAACACGAGCAUGGGGCCGGAAUUCCGGGUAUGAAUGCCAGUGGAGGCUCCAGUCAGGGGUUGUCGACGGGGCCGAAUGCUGGUCAAGGGAAGGGACCGCUGAAGCCUUGA